Messenger RNA from Polistes canadensis, 3318 nucleotides. RefSeq lists its product as uncharacterized. Bases 320 to 2206 code for a protein of 628 amino acids. Lineage: Eukaryota; Metazoa; Arthropoda; Insecta; Hymenoptera; Vespidae. The transcript is spliced from 7 exons. The record is from RefSeq and is a predicted model, not a curated record.
UCUAACGACUGGCAUUCCUGUUUUUUACGUGCGGGUAAAACCACGGCUUUCUGGAGCGCGGAACCCCUUUCCACAAUUUUGUUUGCAACAUCCAGUGUUUUAAGUGCAUUUACUUGUGAUCAUUGCGAUGCCGUGUUUAUGGUGAAUAAGAUGAUAUACGCAAGAGAGCGUGAACGCGCUACAGAAAUGUGUGGGAAGAUGAGUUAACCGUGUGUUAAAGCGUGCAGCGGUCAACCUUCCGACAAGUUUAGUACGGGAAUCUAUCCAUAUUCAGGACUUGAUUGCACCGAGCUUUAGUAGAAGGUUCAAGUAGCGGAGAAUGAGUGCAUCAGCUGUUAAAUCAUCGAUAUCUGGAGUAGGGACAUCCCCGACUUCGACUACUCAUUCCAUGCUUCCAAUGAAUGCUAUGGCUCAAAAAGUAGUUCCUGGUGUGGAAUCAGGAUCUAUGAAACCUUUAACCGGAACAGGAUUAAGCUAUGUUACAUUGCAACCACCCAGUCAGCCUCUCAGUUUGGUACAAGAUCACAGACCAUCAGUUUAUCAAACACCACCUUACAUAAGUAACAAUUCUGAAAAGGAGUCAGAAUCGGAUAAGCUUAUACCAAACGGCAUAGAAACUAUUAAAGUGGAAACCGAACAAAGCGUACCUGCUUCUGUUAAGCCCAGCGAACCAAACAGGAAUAACAACAUGAGUCCUGAAAAUUCGAUCGAAGAUGAACAACGAGAAACUCCGACAGAACCAGAAACAAUUUCUCAUGCCUUAGAAUGUUCAGCAAUGUGUCCCCAGGGACAAAACAAGAUUGAAGAAAAGAAAACUACUGUAAAUAAUGGCUCUAAAGAAGCUGAAGGUGUACCAGUUAAUGCUUCUAUACAAACAAAGUUAUUGACGCAUAAAACUGAAGAUGCACCAGUUAAAACGGAAGUUCAAAAAAUUAAACCAACGAAUCAGAGUGCAAAAUCGAGCGGAGAUAGUCCAGCUGUAAAUCCACCAUCAAAUAAUUCUACUAAAGCUGAAACAAAAGUAACGGUUUUGCCGAAAGCUAAUAAACGAAAAUCUAGAGAAUUGAAGGAUUUGAAAGGGAUAUCUUUGAUUCCGGACGGAGCAAGUAAACCUAAGAGAAAUCGAACCCAAACACAACCCUAUCAAAGUCCUUUGCCAGAAAUAGCGUUGCUUGUCAAAAGUUUGAACAAGUCUCCUGUGACGAAAGCUGCAGACGACAAGCUAAUAGUAUUCUAUAAGAAUGAAUUUCUGGCUGUGAGAAAUGCAGAAGGAAGUUUUUACGUUUGUCAAGCAAUGCAUAACAUAUAUAAGUCCAGCAGGCGUGUUCGUAUACGUUGGUUAUCGCAAGAUUCGAACAAUGGUGAAAUUUAUUCUCCAGAUUUUUACGAUGUUACAGAUUUCGAUUGUAUAUUAACAAAUUUAAAUUUGAAUAAAAUUGAUAAAAAUAAAUUUCAAUUAACGAAGAUAGAGUUAUUACGUACAGAGAAUAUAUUAAAAAGAGCGCUCGAGGUGGAAUCUGGAGUUUCUGAAAAGCCAAGAGUGACGGAAGAACAUCCUGAUGGACUCGAUUUGUCUCUUUACAAAGAUGAAUCACAAUUGAAGAGAAGAAGAGGUCACGGUCCGUACAAGCAGAAACAAAGUCAACGAAAAAAAAUGAAACGUUCGGCAAGUUCAUCCGAAGAGGAAGCGUCCGAGGAUGAUUCAAAGGAUGAAAAGAAAUCACCUAAAACGGGACGUUCUAAAAAGGGAUCGGUAAACAAAGCGUUGGCGAUUGCUAAAUCGGUAGCAAAAGGAUCUAGCAGAGCAGAAAGAGCAUUAAACAGAAGCACCAAAUCUGGAAACAGUACAGGUAGCGAGUCUACCGGUGGUACUGCUGCUGCAACUGCAACUGCUACUGCUACUGCAGCAGCUGUACCUGUUAAUAGCGCUGCUACGCCAACGACUCCCGUUGAUUCAGCUAAAAAUAAUGGAGCGGAUCCGAAAAAGAUUGAUGCUAAAAAACUGACAAAGCAACAACAACAAAGCAACAACAAUACGAGUGGUGUACCAAGGACGAAGCUUCGUGGGUCAGCUGAAAACAUGCAGCAAGGGAGUAGUACUGCGGGACGUCCCAAACGCGUAGCUGCUUCGGCGAAUAUUCUAUUAAACGAAGAAACACCAGCAACAGCAGCAGUACCACGGAAAAAGCCACGUGGCAGAGCGUAAGAUUGACAUAAUCAAUUGUUUAUCUUAUGCCAUAAUAUAUUUACAGCCGAGUCUGUAUCGUAGGCAAUAUGUACGUGUGGUGGUACACUCUUUAAAAAAAGAAAGAAAGAAAAGAAAAGAAACACAAACAAAAAAAAAAAGAAAGAAUAAACGAAAAAAUAAGUAAAAAAUUACAAUCAAUUUACAAUGUAAUAUAUAUAGAUAUAUAUUAUGAUCUCAAGGUUCUUGAAUGUACCAAAUGCUGCGUUAUAUUAUAGUCUAACGAUACGGGAUCAAUGACUUAUAUUACAAUGCGGCAACUCGCAUUUCAAAAACUAUGUAACAACAAUUACAACUACAGCAACAAUUCCGAGACUUAUGGUAGAGAAAGAGGGAAAGAGAGAAAGAGAGAAAAAUGAUAUUGUGAUAUAUAUCAUGCUAAAUUUGUACAUAUCGUCUACGUCUCAGACUCCUCGGGAAGAGAAUAAAGUCACGGAUAUAGUAUGGGGGGGGGAAUGGUACCUUGGUUGAGUAAUAACUAUCUACAGGGUGUCAUAUGCUAAUGCAGCACUCUUGCAAUAGUCUAUUUUUGAUGUUGUGACUGAACCAUACGUGAUUCAUUUGAGUUUUAUUGUACACUUUCCAUUGGAUAUGAUAGCUAUGUACAAAUAUAUAUGUCUGGGAUUUGUAUGCAUUCUGUAAAACAGAUUUAUUAAGACAGAGAGGUGAGAAAGAUGAUGGUUAAAACAAAAACAAACAAACAAAAUAUAUAGGGUAAAAAGAAAACAAAAAAAAAAUUAAAAAUAAACAAACAAACAAAUUUACGCGAACGAUCUGUGAGCGAAAUUUGAUCGAUCUCUCUUAUCCGCUGCUGAUCGAUAAGAUAUUUGUUAGAGAAAGAGAUAGAAGUACAAUAUCUGAACAUGUAAACGCUGAAUUUUAAGAGCUGUUUCUAAAAUGGCAUACAGAAAAUAUGGUCCAGCGCCUAUAUAUAAAAAAAGAAAAAGGCAGGCAGAUAGAGAAAGAGAGAGAAAAAAAAAUAUACAGAGAAGAAGUGCCCUGAAUUGUAAUCCCUUGCCUCAUUGUUGAAUCCAUUGAUUCACGAGUGUGAAAAAGAGUCUUAUUAACAAAAA